Salvia miltiorrhiza (redroot sage) is the source of this 615-nucleotide messenger RNA. RefSeq lists its product as uncharacterized. Bases 1 to 615 code for a protein of 204 amino acids. NCBI's taxonomy places the organism in Eukaryota, Viridiplantae, Streptophyta, Magnoliopsida, Lamiales, Lamiaceae. The record is from RefSeq and is a predicted model, not a curated record. The transcript is spliced from 2 exons.
AUGGGUACUAAAGAUGGCUGGAUAUGGGAAGCUUCCAAGGAUGGAAGAUACUCCAUUAAAUCAGUGUAUGAGGUGAUUAAAGCUCAACGGAGUGAAAAUGGUCUUCAACGGUCUGAUAUGAAAGUUCUGGCGUCGGUGUGGAAGACGCCUGCCCCACAGAAAGCAAUUGUUACUUCGUGGAGACUGCUGCGCAAUCGUCUUCCAACGUGCGACAAUCUGAGGAAAAGGAAGAUCAAUAUGAGCGAGGAAGAUCUACAGUGUUGCUUCUGCCAAGAUCACGAGGAGGACACAAAUCACAUGUUCAUCUCGUGUCCAAAAACCCAGGAGCUCUGGGACGAGAUCCAACGGUGGACCGGGAUCAGCACGGCCCAACCUUUUGCUGCAGCUGCACAUUGGUUAAAUUUCAGCGAGUGUGGACAAAACAAGAAAGGUAGGAAGCUACUCAAGGCAAUUUGGAUGAGCUGCUGUUGGCUUCUUUGGAAGAGGAGGAAUGAGAUUAGGUUCGAAGGAAAAACGUGGGAGGUUAACAAUUUGAUUUUGGAAAUCAAGGUUAGAGUGUGGAGCUGGAAUAAAAUCUUUGGUGUGGUUGAUUUUGAUUUGGAUUUCGCUCAGUAG